UGAUUAGCACACAAACGAUCGAUACCGAUAUCGGUGAAUCCGGAUCGUCGACGAUAUGUGGCGAGGACCUCUCCUGCUUACUAUUUUCGCGUGUCGCGGUUGGACUGCGGCUAUCGAUGACGUCGGCGUCGUCAGCGUCGAGUCGAUUCGUCGGGACGUUCGAGAAGCGGCACCAUUAACUUUUACCAUUGCUACGGAAGUCGAGGAUCUCCUUGGCGCAGGAAACGCGCCAGGAAAGGAUCGUGCUCCCAAAAAGCACGUGAAAAAUGUCUCUGGGAAAUCAGACGAGGGAGGAUACUAUAAGACGUACGGCAGCGACGCCGAGGGCGAGAAGGGUUACAUGACGGCAACCUACAACAAGGGCAAUCACGGCUAUAAGAUCCUCGACACUUUCCACAAGCAGGAUGGCGACAAGUACGCAUUCGAGAAGUACGCUGCCUACGGCGGAGAGCAUGGCGACAAGAAAAGUAGCCACCACGACGAUGCUGGCUCUCGUUCCAGGAAAAGCGGUGAUCACGAGGGUGCAGGUACCAUCGUCGAUACUCGCUACACAGCUGACGAGGGGGACCAUGACGAUCAGGGCAAUGAACAAGUCGAAGCCAGUGAUCACGGCAGCUAUGCUCACUAUACGGAUCAUGGACCAGAAUCCUCGAGUUACGGUCAUGGUGAAAGCUAUGCGGAUGGAGAAGGAAACGACGGUUCUUACGAAACCCACAGCUCCUACUCGAGGAACUACGGCGACGAACAUGGAAACCAGGGAAACCAUUACUAUUAAUCCUUGCCGGCUGGAUUGGCCUCGAAUUGUCAGCCAUUUUACUCAAACAGUCUCCGCGUAGGGUGUCGAGGAAAGUUUUCUACGUUCAUGUUCGAUGUCGAGUAAUGUUUCGGUAAAAAUGUAAUCGUAUAAACCGACCAACUGAAGUUAGCGUUAAUAUCGAGUACAACUUUUAUUAGAUCGCCGCAUAUUUUUGUCUCGAUGCAACCGACACAAUUAAAGAUAAAUCCGUUAAAAAUGAACAGUCACGAGAACAAUCGUUAAUAAUAAUAAUGUCGAUUGUUUAUGUCUUUUAAUGGAAUUGUGAUUGGUGUGUUGUCACGGUCGUUCACCCAUGGACGGC
Molecule: messenger RNA, 1118 nt
Organism: Hylaeus anthracinus
Lineage: Eukaryota; Metazoa; Arthropoda; Insecta; Hymenoptera; Colletidae
Exons: 3
Coding region: 56-775 (239 amino acids)
Source: RefSeq, a predicted model, not a curated record